UGCAGCUUAUGGCUAUUGGCUUUUUGAUUAUACGUGCUCUUUCUGUGAUUUUAUCUUCUGCAAGUGUUUCCUGUAGAUCCGAGCUUUGGAUAAGUCACCACAUUUUGCUACAAAAAUGGCAGAUGGAUCACAACAUUCAUCUAUAUUCUAUAAAAUACAUGGGCAGUCCUACCUCUUCUCUAGGCUCUCCCCCAACUUGCAGGCCAGAAAUUCUACCAUCUACAAUAUAUCUGGUGCAUACAUGAAUGGAGGCCUUCAGAGCCAUCUGCUGUCAUCAUACCAAGGCAACAUGUCUAUUAUGCCUUUAUCACCUGUCUAUGUUCAAGCUCCAUCAGAGAAGGGAGUUGGUGCAUUUAUGGUUGAUUUUCUCAUGGGAGGAGUUUCUGCUGCUGUCUCCAAGACAGCAGCUGCUCCAAUUGAGCGCGUAAAGCUCUUGAUACAAAACCAGGAUGAGAUGAUCAAGGCUGGUCGGCUGUCUGAACCCUACAAGGGAAUUGGUGACUGUUUUGGCAGAACAAUCAAGGAUGAAGGCUUCAUUUCCUUGUGGAGAGGCAAUACUGCUAAUGUCAUCAGAUACUUUCCCACCCAGGCUCUGAACUUUGCUUUUAAGGAUUACUUCAAGAGGUUGUUCAACUUUAAGAAAGACAAGGAUGGCUACUGGAAGUGGUUUGCUGGAAACUUGGCAUCUGGAGGUGCAGCUGGUGCUUCAUCGCUUCUUUUUGUCUAUUCCCUUGAUUAUGCCCGGACACGACUUGCCAAUGAUGCCAAGGCUGCCAAGAAGGGUGGUGAAAGGCAAUUCAAUGGAUUAAUUGAUGUAUACAGGAAAACCAUUAAAUCUGAUGGGCUUGUUGGCUUAUACCGAGGAUUUAACAUCUCAUGUGUUGGGAUUAUUGUAUAUCGUGGACUCUACUUUGGAAUGUAUGAUUCUCUUAAGCCAGUGGUGCUAACUGAUCAAUUGCAGGAUAGUUUCUUAGCAAGUUUCCUACUGGGAUGGGGUAUCACCAUAGGUGCUGGGUUGGCUUCUUAUCCAAUUGAUACUGUCCGAAGAAGGAUGAUGAUGACCUCAGGAGAAGCAGUCAAGUACAAGAGCUCAUUCGAUGCAUUUUCUCAGAUCCUUAAGAAUGAAGGUGCCAAAUCCCUCUUCAAGGGAGCAGGUGCAAACAUCCUGCGAGCAGUUGCUGGUGCUGGUGUGUUGGCUGGUUAUGACAAGCUGCAAGUGCUUGUAUUCGGGAAGAAGUAUGGAUCUGGUGGUGGUGGCUAACUUGGUCACUGGGUGUGGAGGUAGAUGUAGUCACAGUGGCUUGAUGAUGACGAUGAAGAACAAUAGUAGUUGUUGUUUUCCCUUUUUUGGAGUUUUGAAUAAUUUGAGCAGCUUUUGUUUUUCAAGACAAGCUAUUUUGGUAUUUUGCAUUUAUAGUGGAUGACUAUUGACUAAUGACUUACCAGUUGGACUAGGUAAUUAGAUGCUUGAAUAUACAGAAAGAUAUUAGCUUUCA
Nelumbo nucifera (sacred lotus) is the source of this 1496-nucleotide messenger RNA. RefSeq names its product ADP/ATP translocase 3, mitochondrial-like. Gene Ontology annotation, cellular component: mitochondrial inner membrane. Lineage: Eukaryota; Viridiplantae; Streptophyta; Magnoliopsida; Proteales; Nelumbonaceae. Gene Ontology annotation, biological process: mitochondrial ATP transmembrane transport; mitochondrial ADP transmembrane transport. The record is from RefSeq and is a predicted model, not a curated record. Gene Ontology annotation, molecular function: ATP:ADP antiporter activity.